Akanthomyces muscarius is the source of this 1431-nucleotide messenger RNA. RefSeq lists its product as uncharacterized. The transcript is spliced from 2 exons. The record is from RefSeq and is a predicted model, not a curated record. Gene Ontology annotation, biological process: positive regulation of TORC1 signaling; cellular response to amino acid starvation. Gene Ontology annotation, cellular component: Seh1-associated complex; nuclear pore outer ring. Lineage: Eukaryota; Fungi; Ascomycota; Sordariomycetes; Hypocreales; Cordycipitaceae. Gene Ontology annotation, molecular function: structural molecule activity; protein binding. The coding region runs from base 1 to 1431 and encodes 476 amino acids.
AUGGCCACCUCGACGUCGCAGACGCCGCCCAUGGACGAAAAGCCACAGCCUGGAACCCUACAGCAGCCGUUUGAGCUCAACCUGCAGCACGGCCACAAGGACCUCGUGCAGGCCAUCACGUUCAACACGUACGGCGACCGCUGCGCGACCGGCUCCGUCGACGGCAAGAUCCGCGUCUUCAACCGGCACAAGGACGGCACGUGGCGCCUCUGCGACACCUGGACCGCGCACGGCGGCGAAGUCCUCGAGCUCCAAUGGCUCCCAUCCACCGUCUACCCCAACGUCAUCGCCUCGCUCGGCACCGAGGGAUGGUUCCGGCUGUGGGCCGAAGACCCCUCCGCGACGCCCGGCCGGCGCUUCUGCGCGGGGCGCACCUCCUCCGGCCGACCCAUCUUCGACACGCGCUCCUCGCGCGGCGGCGGCAGCACGUACCGCUCCUUUUCCAUGACGCACAGCGACGAGACCAAGCACACGCACCUCGCGCUGCUCACCACCGAGGGCCGGCUGACCGUCUGGGAGACAGAGCAGCCCGAGGCGCUCAACGACUACGCCGCCGUCGACGAGUUUCUCGUCAUCCCCCAGCGGCCGCAGCGCGGCGAGGAGACAGCGUUCAAAUGCGUCUUUGACCCCAACCCGGAGCCGUGCUAUACUGCCUUGCGGGCCGGGGUCCCGACGGACGCGCUGGGGCUGGCGGUGGCGGCCAUGGACGUGGUGAAGAUUUACAGAUCGAGGGACACGGUCGGCGCGAGCUACGGCAUGGACACGGCGAAGAAGGAGUUUUACCUCGCGGUGGAAGUUGACGGGCACAGAGGUCUGGUGAGGGAUAUCGCGUGGGCGCCGGGCAAUAUCCGCGGGUACGACAUGAUUGCGACGGCGUGCCAGGACGGCUACGCACGCGUCUUUCGCAUCGACACCCCCGUCGACAGCACCGACAGCAGCAAGUCCUGGGCCAUGAGCGCCCUCGUCACGCCGGAAAAGUCCCUCCAGCAGCAACGCGCCGCCGCCAACGCCGCCGCCGCCGGCGGCCAAUCGUCCACGUCAUCGGCCUCGCCCAGCAGAGACGUCCACGGCAGCAGCGACAGCAACAGCAUCAAGAACCAGCCGCAUCACCCGCCGCACUCGUCGAGCUUGAGCGCCAGCCUCGCCAGCAAGGCCGCCUCGGGCGGCGGCGCCGGCGGCGGCGCGGGCCUGCGGGGCGGCCCCCAUGCCGGCCAGCCGGGCACGGCGACGCACACGGCGCGCGAGAUUGCGCGGCUCGACAACCACCACCACCGCACGCCCGUGUGGCGCGUCGGCUUUGACGACGACGGGCAGAUACUGGGCACGACGGGCGACGAUGGCAAGCUGCUGUGCUAUCGGCAGACGCCCGAUGGGGGCUGGGCAAAGAGCUCCGAGAUGAUGAUGAUGAAGACGAGGAUGGCGGCGCCGUGA